Messenger RNA from Chlorocebus sabaeus (green monkey), 3511 nucleotides. NCBI's taxonomy places the organism in Eukaryota, Metazoa, Chordata, Mammalia, Primates, Cercopithecidae. The record is from RefSeq and is a predicted model, not a curated record.
GGUUGGAACUCGGUUUCAAUUGUGAAUCUUGACUAUUCUCCAUACUAGUUGUAUAAUUGUAGAAUAUCACAAAACUUUUCAAAUAUCAAAUUCUUGUAAUGGUAAAAUAGUAAUAACAAUAAUACUUAUCUCACACACACACUCGUAAACAUUUAUAUGAAAAGUUCUUAACAUCUGUUGUAGAACAUAGUAUAUUCUAAAAGCGGUUAUGUGAAUUAAGUUUGGCAAACAUAAGGCUUUCAUGGGCUAAACUUAUGCAGUGUGGAAAGACAGUAGGCAAUAGUAGUUAGCAGAUGAAUAGUAGUUAGAGGAUGAAUGCCCUUUCUAAUUUAAAACACUAUACGUAUGCAAGAGCUGAUCUAAAUAAUAAUUUUACAACUUAGAACCUGCCACCAAAACAGAUCUGCAGAUCUGCAGACUAAAGGAAACCCACAAAUGAUGCAUUUUAAACUAUAAGGGUCUGCAUUCAACUAAGAGAUGACAAAAAUGAAAGAAAAGAAUGAGUUUAAGUAAAGGAGAUGCUGUGAAACCGAGCUAAAAUGUAAGUUUCAAGGAAGAAAUUAAACAGAAAAAUGGUUCACGUGGAAUUGCUGGAGCAAUCAUUUGGGUGAAAAAAAAAGACAGAAUGAGAAUUAUUGGGAGGCACAGAAAAUCUCAGUAGCCCUAGUAUGUGAGGAAAGACAAAUUGAAGAAGGGGCUACAAGACUUCAAAAUUUACCAACACACAAAGCCCUGCCAUCCUCCUUUAUGAAACGAGAUCAUCAUUCCAUUCUAACAAUACCAUUAUAGCUAGCUCUCAUCAGACUGUGCUAAACAUUUAACAUUUUGUUUAUUGUUGUAAAAAUGUAUUAUUUCAUUGAAUUUUCAAAAUAAUGCCUUGAGGUUGAUCUCAUUAAUAUUUUCAUUCUGCAGGUAAAAUAAACAAGGUUCAGGGAAGUUAGUCUGGGACCGAUGCUGCCUAAGUAGUAAAUGGUAGGGCUGAUAUGCACCUCUUCCCAAUCCCAAGCUCUAUAUCUGAUGCUGCCUUCCCCUCAGAAUUGCCUUUGCUGGUUGUACAUUUCUCUACUUCUCCAGCUGUCCUGAGACCCUUAAUGUGCAUUUUCCUCUCACUUACCUCACUGUGAAAUCUGCCUAAGUUUGCACCAACAAAGACAAUGAGUAAUUGUAAAUUGCUUCACAUUCAAUUUGAUUUAGAUUCAAUUUAGACCAUUGAACUUGAGAACAACUCUCCUGAGCCAGAAGAUAGGCUUGACUAUUCACUCUUGUGUAUAUAUGAAUAAAUGACUUAAUCUUGUGAGCCUCACAAAUUAAAUAAACGCAAUAACUAAUCAACCUCAUUAUAUUGUUGAGAGGAAUCAAUAUACAUACAAAUUUCCUAGAGCAGUUCCCAGUAUGUGAGCAACAUAAAUAUAUAAAUUUUACUGGAUUAGGGAAAACGGAAUUGGCAGAAAAAUUAGUUCCAGAUGCGUCAUCUUGGACACAUCAUUAAAUAUACUACAUAGCAGUUUAUAAAUUUAUAAAAUGGAAACAUUUGGGAUAUUAUUUAUAAAGAUCCCCUGGAUUCAACAGAUUGCAACUGUGUAGAUAAUGCAUUAAAGAUUGUUAUUAAGCCUAUGCUUUAGAUCUAUAGAAUUUUGAAGUAUGAAUUGUUGCUCUAAUUACAUAAGGCAUAUAGUAUUUAUACAUUUCUAAAUCUCUUUUUUGUUUAUCACUCUAUUGCUUUAUUUCUCAUUGCUACAGGACAUCUUAUGAUUUCCUGAUAAUACCGAUGGAGAAUUGUACAGAAAUGACAAAGUUCAUACUUCUAGGACUAACCAAUGCCCCAGAACUACAGGUCCCCCUCUUUAUCUUGUUCACCUUCGUCUACCUCCUCACUCUGUGUGGGAACGUGGGGAUGAUGCUACUGAUCCUGAUGGACUCUUAUCUCCACACCCCCAUGUACUUUUUCCUCAGUAACCUGUCUCUGGUGGACUUUGGAUACUCCUUAACUGUCACUCCCAAGGUCAUGGCUGGGUUCCUUAGAGGAGACAAGGUCAUCUCCUACAAUGCAUGUGCUGUUCAGAUGUUCUGCUUUGUAGCCUUGGCCACUGUGGAAAAUUACUUGUUGGCCUCAAUGGCCUAUGACCGCUAUGCAGCAGUGUGCAAACCCCUACACUACACCACCACCAUGACGGCCAGUGUAUGUGCUCGUCUGGCCCUAGGCUCAUAUGUCUGUGGCUUCCUAAAUGCCUCAUUCCACAUUGGGGGCAUAUUCAGUCUCUCUUUCUGUAAGUCCAAUGAAGUCCAUCACUUUUUCUCUGAUGUUCCAGCAGUCAUGGCUCUGUCUUGCUCUGAUAAACACAUUAGUGAGGCGAUUCUGGUUUUUAUGUCAAGCUUUAAUAUCUUUUUUGCUCUUCUAGUUAUCUUUAUCUCCUACUUGUUCAUAUUCGUCACCAUCUUGAAGAUGCAUUCAGUUAAGGGACACCAAAAAGCGUUAUCCACCUGUGCCUCUCACUUCACUGCAGUCUCCAUCUUCUAUGGGACAGUCAUCUUCAUGUACUUGCAGCCCAGCUCCAGCCACUCCAUGGACACAGACAAAAUGGCAUCCGUGUUCUAUGCUAUGAUCAUCCCCAUGCUGAACCCUGUGGUCUACAGCCUGAGGAACAGAGAAGUCAAGAAUGCAUUCAAGAAAGUGUUGAGAAGGCAAAAAUUUCUAUAAGAUUGGAAUUUUAACACUGUUGUAUACACAAAAAUGUUUCACUCAUCUCAGACCUUCCUCACGCAAUGAGUUACAUUUGAAACCCCACAAUACAUUUAAGUUCAUGAGGUGAUAUUCUUACCUCUUUAGAAGUCAAUUAUGUAAUAAAAAUAAAACAUUCUCAGAAAUGUAACACCUGAACGAGGAAGGCUAAAGGGAAAUGUUAGGAUUUUUGGAACUUGCUGGUCAAAUCUUACUAAUGACAUAUGGUUCACUCACUUGUUCCAUUUGCAUUUUCUCUACCACAUUCCAAUGCAAACAUACUUGUUAAACAGGGACACCAGCAAGCCCACAAAAAUGUAUAUGUUUAUGCCUUUGUGGGCACAUAGGCAUUAGAAGGAGAAAUUUACUCAGAAGUAAGUGGAGUGUGGCUAGUUUUUAUAUAAAGGACUUAAGUAAUUAAUUUAGUAUUAUAGUAUAAAUUUAUUUUUGAAUAGACUUUUCAAGAACAGUUUUAUAUUCACAUUAAAAUGGAGAGGUAAAUACAGAGAUUUCCCAUAUACCUUCUGCCCCCACAUACAUAUACCCUCGCUCAUUGUCAAUAUCCUCCAACAGAGUGCUACAUUUUUUUACAAUUGAUGAACCUACAUUGACUCAUCAUUAUCAUCCCAAGACCGUAGUUUACAUUAGGAUUCACUUUUGCUGUUGUCCCUUCUAUGGAUUUGGACAAAUGUACAAUGACAUGUAUUUAUCAUUAUAGUAUCAUAUUGAGUACUUUCACUGCUCUAAAGCACUUCUAUGCUCUGCUUAUUCAUUCUUCCUUCUUCCCUUACC